Messenger RNA from Morone saxatilis (striped sea-bass), 2040 nucleotides. It is a transcript of the gene suclg2, whose product is annotated as succinate-CoA ligase GDP-forming subunit beta. Gene Ontology annotation, biological process: tricarboxylic acid cycle; succinyl-CoA metabolic process. Gene Ontology annotation, cellular component: succinate-CoA ligase complex; mitochondrion. The record is from RefSeq and is a predicted model, not a curated record. Gene Ontology annotation, molecular function: ATP binding; succinate-CoA ligase (GDP-forming) activity; metal ion binding. Lineage: Eukaryota; Metazoa; Chordata; Actinopteri; Moronidae.
GUGUCAACAUGGCGGCAUCCAUGGCAUCCCAGGCUGCAGCAAGAGGACUGAGGACAUCCACCUCAAAGCACCUACUUCUGGACAAACUCAAGAUGCCAAGGAGAUCGUGCUGAAGGCUCAGAUUCUGGCCGGUGGCAGAGGCAAGGGUGUGUUUGACAGUGGCCUUAAAGGUGGAGUGCACUUAACUAAGGACCCUGCAGUGGUUGGUGAACUGGCCAAUAAGAUGCUGGGUUACAACCUGACUACCAAGCAGACACCAAAAGAUGGAGUGAAAGUGAAAACGGUGAUGGUUGCUGAGGCCCUGGACAUUAGCAGGGAGACCUACUUUGCCAUCCUGAUGGACCGCUCCUGUAAUGGUCCUGUCAUGGUAGGAAGCCCCCAGGGAGGUAUGGAUAUCGAGGAGGUAGCUGCCAGCACCCCAGAACUAAUCUUUAAGGAAGUUAUAGAUAUAUUUCAAGGUGUGCAAGACGACCAGGCACUUCUCAUGGCAGCUAAUUUGGGUUUCAAAGGACCUCUGCAAAGACAGGCAGCAGAUCAGAUUAAGAGGCUCUAUGAUCUGUUCCUGAAAGUCGACGCCACUCAAGUCGAAGUCAAUCCUCUCGGAGAGACUCCCGAAGGACAAGUGGUUUGCUUUGAUGCUAAGAUCAACUUUGACGACAACGCUGAGUUCCGCCAGAAAGCCGUCUUUGCCAUGGACGACAUGACUGAAAGCGACCCCACAGAAAUGGAGGCAGCAAAGUGGGACCUCAAAUAUAUCGGACUGGACGGAAACAUUGCCUGCUUUGUGAAUGGAGCCGGGUUGGCAAUGGCUACAUGUGACAUCAUUGACCUGCAUGGAGGAAAGCCAGCUAACUUCCUGGACCUGGGGGGAGGUGUCAAAGAGAGGCAGGUGUAUGAGGCCUUUAAGCUGCUCACUGCUGACCCUAAGGUUGAGGCCAUCCUGGUCAACAUCUUUGGUGGGAUCGUCAACUGUGCCAUCAUUGCCAACGGCAUCACCAAGGCCUGUCGAGAGCUGGAGCUGAAGGUGCCACUGGUGGUCAGGCUUGAAGGGACCAAUGUCCACGAGGCCAAGAGGAUUCUGACCGAGAGCGGCCUGCCCAUCACAGCAGCAGAAAACCUGGAUGACGCCGCCAAGAAAGCAGUGGCUGCCAUCAAGAAAUAGAAGACUCUCAUUGUGACCCAGCUACACUCUGUCCGCCAAUCACCAACAUUCAUAACAACCUCAGUUCAUCACCGUCAGCCUUUUCUUCUUUCAGACCUCCAGGACUUCAAGCCUUUGUUCUCAUAGGCCUAGAUUUAUAACACUAGCUUCCAAAUGAUACUCUCUUUGCUAAUUGAGUAUAUCACAGGUUUUGAGGUGUUGUAUCACAACAGAAAUUUUGUUUUCUCUAUUUAAUGCAUAUUAAUUAGGAUGAAUCACUCUCAGGCUUGUCAUCACUUUACAUUGUGAAAAUCUACAUAAUCUUGUCAUGCAAAAUCAGAGAGACCCACACUUUGUGCAUUCCUUUUUUUCCAUAUUAUGGCAUUUGUACUGAGUAAUAAUUGAAUAAAAGAGAGAGAAAUGCUCCACACACCUCCAGCCUUGGCUUAGGGUACUUUAAAGGCACAGUGUGACAGAAAAACAGCCACUUCCUGAUUUGUGAAAUCAUUUGAUGGCAUUUGGCUACAAAUUGAAAGGCAAGCCGUUAACUUUGGAUUAAUCUGUUUUCUUAGUGACUUCAUUGUCCAAGUUGAUCCAUCCCAUGCCUUACCUGUGUCUCGAAUGAAGUACCUAUGCUGUGAAUUUUGUACAUCAUGUCUUAUUUGUUAAGUGCUCAAUGGGAAACCAUGUGUUAACUGCUUAAACCUGUGCCUAUUUCAUGUAGGCUAAAGGAUUUUGUAAACUAUCCCAGCUGUAGUUUCAUACAGAGAGGUGCUAAGAAAAUAAAAUCAAAAAUACAAUUGUACUUAGAUUUUUUUUAUAAUUGUGAAUGUAUAUUGACAGGAUAUCACAGUGUGAAAACUGUGUAUAAUUUGAGAGAUUAAAAACAUAUUUCAGGA